Molecule: messenger RNA, 2341 nt
Organism: Mauremys mutica (yellowpond turtle)
Lineage: Eukaryota; Metazoa; Chordata; Testudines; Geoemydidae
Gene: FAXC
Product: failed axon connections homolog, metaxin like GST domain containing
Exons: 7
Coding region: 446-1666 (406 amino acids)
Cellular component (GO): cytoplasm
Source: RefSeq, a predicted model, not a curated record
UUUCCAUUUUCUCAAGCUAAAGCCUAAACACGUGACCUGGUCCAGGCUAACUGUGUAAUGUAAUUAUAGCUUCGGGGGGGAAAUUAGCUAUCAGAGCAGAAAGCUGCUUCCUCCCCCUGGAGAGUAAAUCUUUCCAAUCCGGCCAUUAAUCUGGAUCCUCUCCCCUCCGCCUAGUAGCAAAUGCCAGCAUGUCCCUAUAGCUCUAGGAGCAAUGACAUCACCCAGCCUCCUCGAUGCGAAGAGACAAAGGCGAGAGGCAGCUGCAGAAGGAGGCUGCUGCUACUGCGGCUGCUGCAGAGAUCGCCACGGAGACCCAGCACCGCUGCUCCAUCCCCUCCUGGCCCGCCGCUGAGCUGAGCGCGCCGGCUGGCUCCAAGCAGCCCUUGCCCAUGCAGACUGCCCCGGCGAGCGGCGGGGGGAAAGGGAGCAGCAGGCAACGCGCAGCAUGCACUGGGGUGUUGGUUUUGCCUCCUCCAGGUCCUGUGUGGUUGAGCUGAGCCGGAAUCAGAGCCUCACCCUCGGCUGGUGUGCAGGGUCCGAAGAGCACUUCUCCUUUUAUGGGGACAUCAUCGCUUUCCCUUGGCAGGAUUACGGUGGGAUCAUGGCAGGGCUGGGUUCUGAUUCGUGGUGGAAGAAAACCCUUUAUUUGACUGGGGGAGCCCUGCUCGCUGCCGCGGCGUAUCUGCUACAUGAACUCCUGGCAAUUAGGAAAGAGCAAGAGGUUGAUUCCAAAGAUGCUAUUAUACUGCAUCAAUUUUCAAGACCUAACAAUGGUGUUCCCAGUUUAUCUCCUUUUUGUUUGAAAAUGGAAACUUAUUUAAGGAUGGCUGAUUUACCCUACCAGAACUAUUUUGAUGGAAAACUUUCCCCUCAAGGGAAAAUGCCCUGGAUUGAAUACAAUCGCAAAAAAGUAUCUGGCACUGAGUUCAUUAUUGACUUUUUGGAAGAGAAACUCGGAGUGAAUUUAAAUAAAAACCUUGGUCCACAUGAAAGAGCUGUUUCCAGAGCAGUGACAAAAAUGGUGGAGGAGCACUUCUAUUGGACAUUAGCUUAUUGCCAGUGGGUGGACAAUCUCCACGAGACCCAGAAGAUGCUUUCAUGCCGUGGCCCCUUUAGUGACCUGCUGAAGUGGAUUCUGUGCCAUCUAACAAAAGGAAUUGUGAAACGAGAAAUGUACGGCCAUGGCAUCGGCCGCUUCUCGGAGGAAGAGAUAUACCAGCUGAUGGAGAAAGACAUGCGGUCACUAGCAGGUCUCUUGGGUGACAAGAAGUACAUCAUGGGACCAAAGCUUUCCACUCUCGAUGCCACUGUCUUUGGGCACCUGGCUCAAGCAAUGUGGACAUUACCAGGGACUAGACCUGAGAGACUAAUCAAAGGUGAACUGAUUAACCUUGCUAUGUACUGUGAAAGAAUAAGGAGGAAAUUCUGGCCAGAGUGGCACCAGGACGACGAUAACACCUUGUACGAAUCUGAGGAAAGUAGUGAAGCUAGCAAGACUCACACCCCAUUGCAGGACUUCAGCUUUUAUUCAAGGACAGAAACAUUUGAUGAGGAGGGGACAGAGAACAGUAUUUCCCAAACCCCUGACACGGAUUAUACUGGACACUCUCUCUUUGAUUCUGAUGUGGACAUGGAUGACUAUACUGAUCACGCACAAUGCAAGUGAUGUAUCCAAGCACUUCUCCAUUUGUGUCAGAAAUGCCACUUCUUGGGACCAGUCCAACUUUCCCACGUUCAUGCCAGUGUGGAAGAGAUCAUUGUGCUUGACACAUUUCACAUGCUACCUGGACUAUUUCACCCUUAUUUAAUUUUGUAAAUCCAUUCAGAUGGAGCCUAGGUUAAACAAUUAGAACAAAAAUAGGCAAACAAGAGAUCCAUAGGGUAGAAGGAUCUUAGGCCUACAUAUUGCUCCCACUGAAAACAGAUUCCAAAAUAAUGUGAGUAAACCUACCACAGGUGGAGCAGAGAGGUCACGAGAGCUGCUUACUGUCGAGUUUCUCAUCUUCACAGUGGGGGGUUGACAGAAAGGGAAAAGGGUUUAUUGGAAUUCCCCUCUCCCUCCUUGGUAAGUAGUGAUUGCAUUGUAUUAAUGCAACAGGAUGCCAGGGCAACUUUACUCAAGAGCUUCUUGCACUCUGAGUGUGUACGCUACGCAUGAGUGUGUAUAGGAGAGGAGUAGGGGUUUGGUCUCCAGUGCUUUCACAGAUUGUCCAUCAAUAAAGGCAAGAAGAAAAUGUGCUCAUGCAAAAAGCAACAUUUUAUAAUUCCUAUUCUGUACAAUAGCUUGAAAUCUUUCAGUUUUAUAACUUUUUUUUAGUUGAAAGGAAGACUUCAAAGUAUU